Messenger RNA from Penicillium argentinense, 2280 nucleotides. RefSeq names its product SNARE-binding exocyst subunit SEC6. Gene Ontology annotation, molecular function: SNARE binding. Lineage: Eukaryota; Fungi; Ascomycota; Eurotiomycetes; Eurotiales; Aspergillaceae. The record is from RefSeq and is a predicted model, not a curated record. Bases 1 to 2280 code for a protein of 759 amino acids. The transcript has a single exon. Gene Ontology annotation, biological process: exocytosis; exocyst localization. Gene Ontology annotation, cellular component: exocyst.
AUGGCUCAAAACGCCAAUGCCGAUGGCACGGUCGCCAUGCCCAAGCUCGAGGAUCUCCUGCGUCACCCGGAGGAUCUGGACAAAAUCAACGGUCUCAAGGCCGAAUAUCAGCGCAAGAAGACCGCUGUGGAUUCCCGGCUUCGUGAGGGCCUUCGCGACCAGCUUGAGGCCGUGCAGCGCAGUAUUGGGAUUUUGACCGAGGGCCAACGACAAGUAUCCAAGACUAAGGAUGAACUUCAAGGGAUCGAUAAACUAUGUGCGGAAUCACAGGAUAGCGUGGAGGACUUUGCACAGAUCGAUAAGUUGGCGCGAAUUCAACGGCAUUUCGACGCUACAUUGAUGAUGAAGAAGGGAUUGGAGAACUUCAGCGCGGAUAUCCAGGAAGUAGAGGAGCUGCUGAGAGAAGACGACGAUGAUUUGGAGAACCAGCCAAAUCUACUCAAGGCACACAUGCAUAUCUCCCGUCUGCGAGACUUCCGCGAUGAGGCCAUGGAUCAGAUUCGCAAGGCGCAGGAUGCCAGCAGUGAAGAGACAUUGACCGAAUACUUCCAAGGACUGGACUCGGUAAUUGACUGGUUUGACGACCACCUGGGCACGGCUUGUAUGAAUCUCAUUCCGCUAGUCCAGGAAGAUAAUAAGAGCAUGGUUGUUCGUCUGGCUGUCGUCGUGCUUAAUGAAGAGAAGAAUGACGAUACCGUGCGCGCCUUGCAAGAAGCUCAGAAGGACCACAAAGAUCUGGCGAGCCGUUUCAAGUCGAUGAACAUCGGUCCUAAGACUGUCCGGGGCUACAAGGAGAAAUUACUCCAGGCGGUUGAAUUCUACGCACAAAACCAAUUUGAAAACACGAAAGAGGAGUUCUUGGGUGAUCCAGAUCAUUUGGAGAAGAGUUUCCGGUGGUACUUCAAUGACCUCUUCACCGUCCGAGAAGGCAUGCAAAGCCUGGUACCGAAGAAGUGGAAGAUUUUCAAGACAUACACCGAUAUCUAUCACCGCAUGAUGCACGAUUUCCUCGUGGGCAUGAUUGACGAUCCCGAGUGCCCAGCGGACAAUCUAUUGAAGAUGAUUCACUGGAGUGAUAAAUACUACAAGAAGAUGAAGAAGCUUGGCUGGGCCGCAACCGAUCUCCAGCCCAACAUCCUGGAUGACCGCGAGCCAGAGCUGAUCCGCCAAUGGCAAAGUGUUAUUAUCAAUGCCGUGGAAGAAUGGAUGGAACGCAUCUUUGAGACCGAAAAGAGAGGUCUCAUGGAUCGCCAACCAGAUGCGCUGGACACCAAUGCGGAUGGUUACUUCCGCACCAAGACCAUCGGAGACAUGUGGCGUAUGCUGCAUGAGCAAAUUGUGGCGGCCAGUGCUUCUGAACGAGCCGACGUUGUUGAGGGUGUCAUUGAUGCCAUGUUCCGGGCGCUCAAGGGCCGGCAGAGUGCAUGGCAGGCACUGCUUGAUGAAGAAUGCACCAAGCACAAAGUACCUGGUGCGGACCAACCUGAAGGUAUCCAACUGCUACAGGACUGGCUGGUUGGUGUUGCCAACGAUCAGAUCGCCUGUAUCGACGACAAUGAAGAGACGGGCCAAAUGGGCUACUUGACAAGAUUCAAGCGUGAUUUCGAGCCGCUCGUGACACCAAAGUAUCUGGCGACACGCGCCGCCCUCGAAUUGGAUGCUCUGCGCGAUGGCUACGUCGACCUGAGCACACAUUGCCUGACACAAUUCGUGGACAUUGUUUUCACUGUCGACCUUGUCACCGUUAUCCCCGAUCUGUUCACCGCGAAAUGGUAUGGCGAAUAUGCCAUCAAGCGUAUUACGUCCACAUUCGAGGACUACAUGGCCGACUAUUCACCCGUCCUCCACCCCUCCCUCGUCGACAUCUUGGUCGAAGAACUCUCAGACGAACUCCUGGUGCGGUACUUGUCAUCAGUCCGCAACCGAGGCGUCAAGUUCCGCCGUUUCGUGGAUCCGUUCACGGAUAAAUUCAAGGACGAUGUCCUCACAGUCUUUGCAUUCUUCCAGAAAUACGAAGACUCUUUCGAGGCCACCAUCAAGCAAAAGUGGCGUCUUGUGGACUGGCUGGUCCGUCUGCUCGAGAGCGAAAAGGGCCAGCCUGUUGUCAAUGUCUACGAGUCUUUCAAGAACGAAUAUUGGGAUCUGCAGCUGUCUUGGGUCGAGGCUGUGUUGCGUACUCGCGAUGACUUUGAGCGCAGUAUGCUCAGUGCUGUUAAGGCUAAGGCUGCUGAGUUGUCUGUUGAACGCGGGGUUGAGACUAUCAUGAGCCGUGUGAGGUGA